CAUCUGCUUGGGACAAUACAAUAAUCUGGAACUCCUUUAGCUGGAACAGCAUGCCGACACAGCUGGAAGGUGCAAUGGAUACCUUAAUCAAGGUCUUUCACCAUUACUCAGCAAAAGAAGGGGAUAAAUAUAAACUCAAUAAAGGAGAACUCAAACAGCUCCUCACCAGUGAACUUACUGACUUCCUUUCGUGUCAAAAGGAUCCCCAAUUGGUUGAUAAGAUUAUGAAAGAUCUUGAUAGCAAUAAAGACAAUGAGGUGGAUUUUAAUGAAUUUGUGGUCCUGGUUGCUGCAUUGACAGUUGCAUGCAAUGAUUUCUUUGAAGAGCAAAUGAGGAAAAAAGGAGAAUAAAAAUGGCUCAGUCACCCAUUUGGACAGGAUAGAAGACAAUAACUUCAACUGAAACAAGUCUACCUUUUUUAUUUUGUUUUGUUCCUUUAGUAAUAGCAUUUGGUUUUCCCUCUUCUCCACCAACUCAGGCAUAUUUAAGAACAUUCCCAUAUGUUUUUGUAUGCAUCACAAAAAUAGUUCAUUCAUGGGCUGAAUUCCAAACAUCAACCAGUUGGAUGCUAACAGGAUGCCAGCACAGCUCCUGUGCAUAUUGUACCUUUUCCCAAAGGGUGGAAAAAAGGACUCGGAGUCAUAGAGUGACUGCUUAAAAGUUCACCAAUGAGCUGCUGUACUUUGUAGGGCAAUAGGGAUUUUACCUUGUGGUUAAGCACACCUUUCUUCUGAGCGUAUUAAAGAGAGGUUAUCAUUUUGGGACUAACUAAAGGUGAAAGCUACAGCAUUCUGAUAAAGUACAUACACUGUACAACAACGUUUUAAAUUGCUAAUCCAGAACUUCUGGUCAUCUACGUCUAUCUUAAUUCUGAAAUGCCAGAGUAGCCAUAAGGGACAAAAGAACUUUGACAUUUCUUGAAAAGGCACUAGUGCAGCCAGAAGGAUAUGGGAAUGUAAAACCGAACAGCCUGGAAGAGGGAGACAAUGUCAAAGCAAGGGGUCAGGCUGAGCUAGGAACCAUAGGUUGUCUUACAAGCUACCCCUCUGUCUUGUAAAACUGUAAUGCUUCAUGAUACUCUGCCAAUGACUUAAGUAGUAUUCCCCAGUGCUGGUUGUUCUGAAAAAAAGACACAUCAAACAUCUGUGAUUUUUUUGAAACAAGCCAGCUACACUAUUCAUCCAGCUCAACAAGUUCCUUUUUUUAUUUGUCUUGACCUUGCAUUUCUUAAAGCACAUACCUCCAACUGCUUAUUAAAGAUCCAAAGCUUCCCCCUAACUAUUUGUGGCUCUUCCUUUAGAAUUAGUGGAUUUAGUGUCAUUCUGCUGAAUAUCUGUU
Pogona vitticeps (central bearded dragon) is the source of this 1338-nucleotide messenger RNA. The record is from RefSeq and is a predicted model, not a curated record. NCBI's taxonomy places the organism in Eukaryota, Metazoa, Chordata, Lepidosauria, Squamata, Agamidae.